AUGAUGUCUGGCUCUUCAACCAAAAGAAAAGAACUAAUACACGAUCUUCGAGAAACUAGUCUCAUCGGGGGAAAUGCAAUAUUAAAAAGGGAAGUCGUUGACAAAGCCGUACAAAGGCGGGAAAUGGUUGACAAAAGUAUACAAAGAGAGGAAAUGGUUGAUAAAGCAAUACAAUGCAGAGGAACCAUGGAUUUGGGAAGUGGUGACAAUUCGGAUAAUAUUUUUAGCAUUACCAAUAAUUAUGAAUCCAUGGGAGAUGGAUUUCAGAUUAGUUCACACGUUCAACAUUUACAUAAUCCUCCGACAGUGAGAAUAAAAACAAUUGAAAAUUCAAUGAGUCCGCCAUCGCCGACGUUUCAACCGCCACCGCCUCCACCACCGCCAUUAAAUAAAAUUAUUUCUUCAUCGACGGAAAGUAUUAAUAACAAACGGCCGAUAAAUGAUAAUAAUAAAACGGAUUUCGAAUACGCGUUCAGAGGUAAAGACAAUAACAAAUCAUCCGAAGGAGUUAAGGACUCCAUGUUGAUCGUCGUGGAAGAAGGAAAACAACCGAAUUUUAGAGCGAACGAAUCUAAUCCGACGGUUCCUUCACUUAAAGAACCUUCAAAAACGAGUACUUUAAGACUUUCGGAUAGACAAAGAUCAGGUACGAAUAAUAAUUAUUAA
Molecule: messenger RNA, 666 nt
Organism: Pediculus humanus corporis (human body louse)
Lineage: Eukaryota; Metazoa; Arthropoda; Insecta; Psocodea; Pediculidae
Exons: 2
Coding region: 1-666 (221 amino acids)
Source: RefSeq, a predicted model, not a curated record